Messenger RNA from Bubalus bubalis (water buffalo), 1614 nucleotides. It is a transcript of the gene METTL17, whose product is annotated as methyltransferase like 17. Gene Ontology annotation, cellular component: mitochondrial small ribosomal subunit. Gene Ontology annotation, biological process: translation. The transcript has 14 exons. The coding region runs from base 121 to 1500 and encodes 459 amino acids. The record is from RefSeq and is a predicted model, not a curated record. Lineage: Eukaryota; Metazoa; Chordata; Mammalia; Artiodactyla; Bovidae. Gene Ontology annotation, molecular function: structural constituent of ribosome; methyltransferase activity.
CUCGUUCUCCGCAUUGGCUGUUGCUGCCCGGCGCCAAUGUUCGCGCAGGAUGUUCGCUGCAGCUAGUGAGAGUGACAGACACUGCACCUGAAUUUCCGGUUCCGGUUCACCGCUGGCUCCAUGGCGACCGGUAGAGGGUCGCGGUAUCUGCUGACAAUAGGCAGAUGGCGCCGCAGCUUUGGAAUAGCUCCCCAGUUCCGAGCGCUUGCUGCCCUCGUGCCCGGCGUAUCCCACGUGGAUAACAAGUCCGAUUUCCUGGGGAAGAGGCCCCAUCGCCGGCACCCUGGCAUCCUGCAGCUGUCAUGCGUGCGGCUGCCGCAAGCAUUGGCCGAAGCCGCGCAGUUACUGCUGCUGGGGAGCGCGAUGCCCAAUAUGGAGAAGCAGGUGCAAGCCCUAACCAAUUAUCUCUGGAGCCGGCAUUUACCUGUAGAGCCAGAGGAGCUACAAAAACGGGCAGUUCUUCUUGAGAAAAAAAUCCUGGAAAACGCAGACUCAUGUCAGACAGAGAAACAUCAUGAAGAAGUCCUGCGCGCCUUACGCAAAACUACCUAUCAUUGGCAAGAACUGAGCUACAGUGAGGGACUGAGCCUGGUGUAUAUGGCAGCAAGAUUGGAUGGUGGCUUUGCAGCAGUCUCCAGAGCUUUCCAUGAGAUCCAAGCUCGCCUUCCAGAGUUCCAGCCACAAACCUUGAUGGACUUUGGCUCGGGUACUGGCUCUGUCACCUGGGCUGCUCAUAGUACUUGGGGCCAGAGCCUACGUGAGUAUAUGUGUGUGGACAGCUCAGCUGCCAUGUUGGAAUUGGCAGAAAAGCUGCUGAAAGGUGGUUCAGGAUCUGGGAUGCCUUGUGUUCCAGGUGUCUUUUUCAGACAGUUUCUACCUGUAUCACCCAAGGUACAAUUCGAUGUGGUGGUAGCAGCCUUUUCUCUCAGUGAGCUGCCCAGCAAGGCUGACCGCACUGACGUAGUCCAGACCUUGUGGCGCAAGACAGGUCAUUUUCUGGUAUUGAUAGAGAAUGGAACAAAAGCUGGGCACUCCCUUCUCAUGGACGCCAGGGACCUGGUCCUUAAUGGAAAAGAAAAGUCACCUUUGGACCCUCGACCUGGUUUUGUCUUUGCCCCAUGUCCCCAUGAACUUCCAUGUCCCCAGUUGACAGCCUCUAAGCCCCUGGCCUGUAGCUUUUCCCAGGCCUACCAUCCCAUCCCCUUCAGCUGGAACAAGAAGCCGAAGGAAGAAAAGUUCUCCUUGGUAAUCCUUGCCCGAGGAUCUCCAGAGGAGGCUAAUCGCUGGCCCCGAAUCACUCAGCCUGUUCUUAAACGGCCACGCCAUGUGCAUUGCCACCUGUGCUGUCCAGAUGGGCAUAUGCAGCAUGCUGUGAUCACAGCCCGCAGACAUGGCAGGGAUUUGUAUCGCUGUGCCCGGGUCAGUUCCUGGGGAGAUCUUUUACCUGUGAUCACACCAUCGGAACUUCCUCCAUCUGCUCAAGAUGCCCCUGAGAGUUGACACGGAUGUGUGACAAGUGUUUUCUUCUAUCUUGAUGGCCGAGGCGGAAGCUACCUGGUGUCCAGGAUGGGAGUGCUAUUACUGUUACAGCAAAAAAACACUAGUUCAAAUAUC